AGUGUGGUGUAGAACAAAGAAAGUCUCCAUCGUUCGGAACGAUGGACAGGAACUUCUACUUUCUGUCUGUUACCUGUUGUACCUCCUCUGUUACGCAAGGCUAAGAGAGAAAAUACUGGAUCAAACGAAAAAACAAAAUGUUGAGCGUCUACCUUCUGUCCCUCUUCGCCGCCCAUGCGACGUGCUCGGUGUCGAUGGUGCUCUUAAAUAAAACCCUCGCCAUGGACUUCGACUAUCCGUGGACGGUGGUUUUCGUACAGAAUAUCGGGACCGUCUUCAUCGGCUUCAUCUGGCCGCUGAUCUUCGGAGACAGAAACAGCGACGCGAGUAAGGGCGACAUCGAAAACGCGGGCGGGGCGGAUAGCGCCGCGGGUAAGUAUAGAGCCCCAAAUUCACAAUGUGAUGCAGUAUCCGUGAUUCUUUGUCUUUCGCCCCAGCACAAGGGACAGUUGCGACUGCUCCGCCUCCGGUCACUUGGUGAUGUAGAUACGACCUACUGGACCACCUCGUCUUUGAAGAAAAAAAAAUGUACGAAUUUAGGUGGUCCUCGCAAGAUCUGUGGUCUGGCCGUGCCACGGAAGUUCAAGAACAAACUCUGGUCGCUGCUCCAGUGCUGCUUCUUCUGUCUGACGCUGUACUUCUCCCUGAAGGCGCUGCGGUUCAUGAGUGUGCCCUUGUACGUCGUGGCGAGGAAUACCGUCCCCGCGGCAACGGCAGUGGUGGAAUGGGUAUAGAUGAUGUUCCGGAUAUCUCAUGUACGUAUUGUGGUUCGUGGUUGUUACUGGAACCUGACGGCAUCUAUAUGAAGACAGUUCCUUAGUAGAGGUUCUACUGCUUUGUAAUAAAUGUGUAGCAGCAAGAGCAUCGCUAUCGUGCUAGCGAGGAUACCGAAGUUCGUUGUGUGUAUCAGCUGCCAUUAUAUCAUCUGUUGACCACCAAGCUGCAUGAAGGCAAAAAAGAAUUCCAAUUCAUCUACAGAGCUGCACCAACACAAAAAUCAACGCCCUGCCGAUUGUCGGCCUUUUCCUGACCAUCAUUGGCGCUGUACUCUAUUCCGUCGGGGAUUUUCUGUCCCAAAACGCGCUGGAUUUCGUCGGUUUGACAUACGUAUGCCUUGCAAAAGUAUCUUUGUACUAGUACAACUAGUAGAAAUUAUCGCAUGACGAAUUCCCUCAGCGUGAGAAAUUGAAUUUUUCAGGCGGGUUUGCCUUUGCCAUAAGAAAGGAAUUUGUAAUGUAUAAACGCAAUGAGUACGAGUAAGAUACUUUCGCAAUGCAUAUUACGCUGGCUUCCUGAUUUUCAUCGUCGCGACGUGUUCGGUGAUUGACAAAACGGCCGUGCUAUCCACUGCAAAUAUGUCUGGGUCUCGAAGAGUCGGGGCUUGUCAUGCACAUUUUGCAUGACCCGUGAGGUCUGUAAUGCUGGUGCUAGCUUCACAGAUUUUUUGAGAGCUUCUUGAUGCUAAUUAGUAAUUACGCAUGAUAAAUGACCUCUCCGUGUGCCACGAACUGACUCCUCUUGCUGCUCAUGCAACAGAGAUAUUUUCAGAAUCCGCAGGCAGCAUUACAAGUUCCACUCUUCCAGACCCAGACAUCAUUGCAGUUGAUACGUGCGUAUUCUGCGGGAGGAGGAAGAAAUCAAACCGCACGAAGUGGCGCAGAACCGUAUCGUGGAGAAAAUGCACCAUUGCUGUCAACGUCAACUUUGUCAUCCGGGAGACGCAACAAGAAUUGAUCCUUUUUUUCCGCAAUCUGGCAUGACAAAUUGAGGGUUUAUUUCGAAGUGAGGGUGCUUUUAUUCAGGAUAAGCCGCAGCUUCCUAUCUCUUCCGGUAAACAUCGUCCUCAUCUUGCUAUUCGAACUGUACAAGACAAACACCCCAAAAUCAAAAGCAGACGGCACAGCAGCUGGUGGACACAAAAACUUGCGGCAGCUCUUCGAGUUGGACCAGACUGGGUUUUUUGACGACGGUUUCUUGUCGUCGUUUGGGGAUAAUGAAUUCCGGCUCUCGUCCGACCUCUCUGCAGGCACAUCUCCAACUUCAUCUUCUAGUAUGAUGAGUGCACCAUCACAUUCACAACUUUUACCGACUGUGUUGGCGGGCGUGAGACAUCUUCUGCAGCAACCCGGAAGCAGUAGCGUAUCACUUCUGCAAAAACCUGACUUCACAGUCGAGGCUGAAUAUUGUCAAGUAAAUUAGUUCGUCGUUUUCACGUUACGCAUGAAUGAUUGAGACAUAUAUUCAUUAUCAUUUCCACGUGUUUCCGCAUGAAUGAUUCUGAAUCGGCUCAACUGUGAGUGUCAGUUUUGUCGAAGACCAUUUUUGUACGACGCAGCUGCACUAACAUCUUCCACGCAUCAAACCCUGCUCCUCAGUGGUGGACCAAUAACGUCUCCUACAGCUGGUCUCUCGACGUCGCUACAAGGUGGAAAUCUCGCAAGUUCAUCCAGUAGCUCCUCUUCACAGGCCGCACUGAUAUCAUCAAACACAGCCACACAGCAAGGGGGAACUACUACUAGCCUCACGCAGUUGCCAACGACGGCUUUUCUGCAAGAGCAGCAAUUUUCCUCAGCGCUGCAGGGCAGUUCAAGCUCAUCCCCAGACGGCGCUUCUGUACUUGUUCCCCCGCUGUUCCAGGCCUUUCAAAACGACAUGACGACGGUGCUCUGGACGUGUCUCUUUCUCUCCACGAUUUUCGGAUUUGGCAUGGGCACCUUCAACUUCUACCUGAACCAAGCCGUCAACGCCGCAACGGUCCAGGUGGCGAAUAUUCUGUACUAUGAACUGCAAAAGUAUCGUACUCGUAUAAACGCAUCACAAAUUUCCUCAGCAUGAAAGAGAAAAUUUGUAAUGCAGACUUGCCUUCGAAACAAGUUUUGUAAGAGCGCGGUAACAAUUAAAUCAACUAACUCGGAUCUCCGAGUUAGUGGUCCGGCCGUCCGAAUCCGGGCGGCCGGACGACUAACUCGGGAUUGUAAGUGGGAAAGUUUUUCUGUAUAGCGACGCCGGAGCCGACGACUUCGAUCAGAGGCGUGCUUUGAAAACGUCCUGGCAACAUAUGCAAUUCGUGCGGUUUUGUGCAUAAUUUUUGCGCUUUCAUUAAAAAACGCGCUUCCGUCGGAGUCGGACAGCAUGCAAAAUUGUUGUGCUUCAUAAAAAAUGUUAGCUUCACGGCAGGGAAUAUUUCGCCAUGACAAAACAGGCAUCGCCUGCGUUGCAAAGAAAGCGAAAACGUUGCCCCGGCGAUUUUCAAAAAAGACCCUAAGAGCACAAAUAGCAUGCACAAAAGCACAAAUCCGCAUAGGGAAUUCCGGCAGUCACCGACUGCGCGAGUUGCCUGCUAGCUAGUGGUCGCCACGAGUUACCCUUACCUGGCUAGGAAGCUCGUGCGUGGCGACCAGUCUCGGCCGCCCGCAAAGCUUUUGCAGUUACAGUCCCGAGCUAGUCGUCCGGCCGCCCGGAUUCGGACGGCCGGACGACUAACUCGGAGAUCCGAGUUAGUUGAUUUAAUUGUUACCGCGCUCUAAUGCAAGACUUGCAUUUGUACGAGUACGAUACUUUUGCACAGGAUAUGUACAAGUUGACGACCACAAUCCUGUCUCGGUUCUCGCACCCCACCCCGGUGGCGUUCUCAAGUUGGUGCGGGUUCGGACUUAUGGACUGCAAAAGUAUCGUGCUCGUAGUAAUUGCAGUCGUGCAGCGUCACAAAUCUUUUUCUUAGGGUAAAUCCGCAUUAGAAAUUUUAUCUCUCAUGCUGAGAAAAUUUGUGAUGCAUUUAUACGACUGGUACUUUUGCAAUUCAUAGGACUGAGCCUUGCCGGGAUCGCGUUGUACACGUUUGGGAACCAGUAUGACAGUGCACAACUACUCCCCCUGCUCCCCAUGAUUUGUCUAAGCAUGAAUGGCAAUACAAAUAUUAGGCCAGCGAGAUGAAUGCAGGUUUUGUAUGACAAAUUUGCGCAGGAUUGUAGCGCUAUUUGGGCUGGCAGAACUUGUCAUGCAAAAAGUGCUAUGAGGCACAGCCUGGAUUGGGCACUUUGCAUGACAAAUGAGCAGGGGGGGAGAGUUGUGCACUGUCAUAACCAGAUUCAGGACCACUUCUCGGCGAAGAAUGAAGCAUUCGAGCAGGAAUUUGGGUUGACGAACGAGGAGAUUGAGCUAGAGGACGUCGCGGUGGACGAGGAUGAGGACGACGAAGAUCAUCUCUAUCCAAUGCAAAAGAAUCGUAGUAGCAAUUGCAGUCAUGCAUUACGAAUCCCGUUCCCAAGGUAAAUCAGCAUGACAAAUUGUUCCAUUUGCCACGCUGAGCGAAUUUGUAUAUGCAGUUACUACCUAGCACGAUACUUUAACUUUUGCAAUUCAUAAUCUCCACGGCACCCCAAUAGCAGCAGGGGGUAAAAAUCAUGCUGGUGGACAAGGGCAGACGAUAGGCAGAAGCUCUGGAGGGAGGAAACAUAUGAAUUGCAAAUAUGUCUGGGUCUGGAAGAGCGGAACUUGUAAUGCUGUCUGCGGACUCUAAAAGUAUCUGUGUUGCAUGAUCAGCGAGAGGAGUCCCGUUCUUGGCACGCGGAGAGGGCAUUUCUCAUGCGCGAUAAGCAUCAAGAAGGUCUCAAAAAAUCUGUGAUGCUAGGACCUGCAUCACAGACCUCACGGGUCAUGCAAAAAAUGCAUGACAAAUCUCGCAAUCUCCCAGACCCAGACAUUUUUGCAUUUGAUAAAACAAGAUCCAGACCAGAAACCCAUUCUGGAAAGCAGCAGCAGUAGUCGGGCGGGCCAGCAUGUGAAGGCGAAAAUCGGGAAGGAAAAAUUUUUGGAAUAAUUAGAAGGAUUUCAAUCAAGAUGCUUUCGCCCUGCGCGGCGGAAAGACAAAGAUGAAGGAGGUAGAGAACCAAACAGAAAGUCUUCGACCAGUGUGGAAGUAUUUAUGACUAGGCACUCGUCUAGGUCGCACAGUAUGAUUAGUAAUUCGCACGAGUCGACGUCUACAU
Messenger RNA from Amoebophrya sp. A120, 4988 nucleotides. The record is from the annotation of a GenBank genome assembly. Lineage: Eukaryota; Dinophyceae; Syndiniales; Amoebophryaceae.